AUGCAUUUGCCGACAUCCCAUCCGCAUCAUCGACAAGAGCAGCAGCAUCAGCAAACCAUCAUCGAGCAGCAACUCGCUUCGAGCGAUUUUCUCAACAAUAACAACAACAACGAGUGGAUCUCGAAGGAUUGGAGCAAUAACAACAACAACAAUAAUAGCGAGACGAUAGAAGGAUCCGGCGCCUUGAACGACCUGAAGGGGGGCCAACAACAUCAGGUUAUGGACCCCCCGAGCAACAGUAACAGCAGUAGUUCGCCCGUUGCGAUUCAAGAUGAGCUUUGGUGGAUUGAUCCUUUGGUAGCGCAAGCCCAACAGGAAUAUCCCCAUGAAUUGAUUCGUACCGGCAAUCCGUAUUUUUUGUGCUCACAGUUACCCUCACAUUGGCGCUCCAACAAAACGCUGCCCGUCGCCUUCAAAGUUGUUGCCCUUUGCGACAUCAUGGAUGGCACUGUCGUGAAUGUCAAGGCUGGAAAUGACGAGAACUACAGUUCAGAGCUUCGCAACAACAAUGCUGUGAUGAAAAAUCGUGUCGCGAAAUUCAAUGAUUUGCGAUUCGUGGGACGCAGCGGCAGAGGUAAAAGCUUCACUCUGUCGAUCACAAUUCAAACGGAUCCUCCGCAAGUCGCAACUUACAGCAAAGCCAUCAAAGUAACAGUCGAUGGACCAAGAGAACCGCGAUCCAAAACUAGUCCUACUAAUAGUCAUCGUUUCUCAUCACUAACAAUCGGUCGAUUGCCCAUCGAUCACUUCGCCAAUCAUCAUUUGACACAUUUCCGUGAAUAUGAAAGGAUGAAACAGCGACACAGUGUCUCGGAUCGCACAUCAACCUCGUCGACGGCAAGCAACAGCGCACAAAUCAGCAGCACAACUCUCUCGUCAACAAAUAACAACAACAACAAUAACAAUUCCAGUAGUAAUAAUAACAACAACAAUAAUGCCGCCGUGACAAGCACAAACGGAAAAAUUCUCGACUGUCAAGGAUACAAUCCCAAUUUGCCACAAGGAACGCAAGAUACGCACUUGAGUCAUGCGAGUGAAUGGACUGGAUAUACAGGAACGACAGCAGCUCCUUAUUCGUACCCUUCGUAUCCGACUUACGAUAAUGCGCUCAUGGAACAUCCUUCGAAUUAUCUGCCGACAGUAAUUCCCGGCGUUUCUGACUCCCCAUAUGCAUCUCCCGAAUACCCAAUUUCGAACACGUCUGUCGUUCAAAGCUCCGUACCGAGUUGUGCCAAUGCCUCAUAUCCCGCGCAUCACGUGAAACAAUCGGAGCUCGUCGAUCCCUCCGCUUACGGUUACAACAAUUGGUCAAAUUACAACAAUUUUCCGAAUUAUGCGCCCUGUGCUCAAUCGCAAUACGGAAUGCCGCCAGCUCCGUUGGUUGUUUAUCCGCAAGUGCAUUCCAUCGUCAACCAGAAUCAGAUUCAUUUGCAUCUUCAUGGCACAGAUAAGCUUGAUCAGUUUUUGGGGGGAGGCAGCGAGAAUGCUUUGAUGAUUGGCGCAACGAGAACGAGCACAAGUAGCGAAGUUGGCAUCGGAGACAAUCAAAAUCAAUUGGGUUUAAUGCCGGAAACCGAAGGCAGUGAUGUUUGUGAAACGGGACAGGAGAAUCGCGAAGGAGAUAAUUUGAUGGAAAGACCUUAUUGGAGAACUUUUAGCGAAUAAUAUUGACCGCAGCAUGAGUUUUACGGCAAUUUUUACAUUUUGAAUUUAUUUUUUUAUAAUUUAAUUUCG
This is a messenger RNA of Culicoides brevitarsis, 1734 nucleotides long. Its product is annotated as protein lozenge-like. Gene Ontology annotation, molecular function: RNA polymerase II cis-regulatory region sequence-specific DNA binding; DNA-binding transcription factor activity, RNA polymerase II-specific; ATP binding. Gene Ontology annotation, cellular component: nucleus. NCBI's taxonomy places the organism in Eukaryota, Metazoa, Arthropoda, Insecta, Diptera, Ceratopogonidae. Bases 1 to 1665 code for a protein of 554 amino acids. The transcript has 8 exons. The record is from RefSeq and is a predicted model, not a curated record. Gene Ontology annotation, biological process: regulation of DNA-templated transcription.